GACAGCUCCUUGAACCUCAAUUACGACAGCGUCAGUUUCUACUUGCCUCUUGGCUUCAAUAUCCCGUAAGGAUAAUGUGAAUUGUGUUGUACCGUCGUAUAGGAAUCAACAAUGAAGCUUCCGAUAUCGGUAAACACGCAGCUUAUUGCUUGCUUAUCCGAGUUGAGCGCUUUUCCGUACGCUUCGAAACGUCCAAAUGUACCGUCCUUUCUCGACGAGAUUGAUAGACAGAGGUACCUAGUCAUCGGGAUCGGAAUGAACAGACAUGUGUCUGAGGUUCGAGACACAUGCUGGGGUUCGGAUUGGAAUAAGUCGAAGGGGCCUCGAACUGGGCACAGACAGGGCAUCGUGGGGAGCACGGGGCUCCCUUGCCCCUCGGCGAGGUGCUCCGCCCUCCGCGAGAGAAAGAACCCGCCCGUUGCCGGACAGGCACCCGUUGCCGGUUUCAGGAACACUGCCAGCUGCCAGGGACAGCCGCCCACCCAUUGGUGCAAGGGUACCUACAUCCUGGCUCACCUCGCUCAGCUUCAAGGGAACUGGAACAAGAUGGCUACUGAUUCGACGACAGCCACACCUGGCAGCGUCUUGUUGGUCUUUGCCAUUUUCUUGCCCCGUGCCGUGAUCACGGCUGCCUCCGCUGCCGAACAGUCCUUCUCAUUCCUACCUCGUCACCUGGGGAAAGAUGAUCCGGUUAUCGUCAAAGGACGAGACUACGUCUUCAACGUGACGUUAUUCGAUGAGAUGAUGAACGCUAUCGAUGUCAUGCAAGAAGUCUAUUUCCAGCCAUGGGUUGGCACAUGGCCCUCUGCUAUCGACUGGACCGCUGCUGUCUUAGGGACACACAUUGCCGGUACACUUGAAACUCUACAUCGAAGCCUCGAGAUAGCGGCGUCAAGGGGGAUCGAAAUCUCAGAGGGGUGGUCAGCAACGGAGAACACGAUCUCUCUUUACUUCUCCCAGUUGAUCGGCUUUUACUUCGGCCAGAACAUCUUUGCACUCCGCCAGGAAGCUUUUGAUGACAUGCUCUGGGUUGUAUUGGGCUGGCUCGAUACCACCAAGUUUGUUGAUGGAUAUAGCAGUACAUCCAGCCGGCCGCCGUCAGACCUUGGUGACGGCAAUGGUGUUAAGUUUCCAACAGAAACGUUACGGAAUCGUACUUGGCACGGGACUUUGUGGACUCCGGCGUUUGCUCACCGAGCGAGGAUAUUUUGGGAGCUGGCAGCCGCUGGCUGGGAUACGACACUCUGUGGCGGAGGGAUGAACUGGAACCCUCGAUUGCUGCCGUAUAAAAACGCCAUCACCAAUGAGUUAUUCAUCGCCGCAUCGGUGAUGAUGUACCUCCAUUUCCCUGGGGACGAGAACAACUCACCUUUCAUCUCUUCUGAGCAUAGCCAGCAGCCCAGGUCUCCCAGUCACUCAAGAGACAAGAAAUGGUACCCACAUGAUCCCAAGUACCUCGCCGCCGCGCUGGACGCCUACAGCUGGUUGCUUUCCUCCAACAUGACUAACGAACUCGGCCUCUACGCCGACGGCUUCCACAUCUCCGGCUACUCCUCCGGCAGCAACAAUACCAAGUGCGACGAGCGCGACGAGAUGUUGUACACCUACAACCAAGGCGUCCUUCUCACCGGGCAGCGGAACCUCUUCAGCGUUGAUCCCGAUCCAUCCUACCUGAAGGCAGGCCACACGCUCAUCCAAAACGUCAUCCGAGCGACCGGCUGGGACCUGGCGCGGGACUCUCCAGUUGAUGACCUCGACAACCUUAAGCCAGGCGAGCUCCCGCCCUGGCGCGGCUUGGGCCGGGCGGGUAUCCUUGAAGAGGUCUGCGAUGCGAAGGGCGAGUGCUCGCAGGAUGCGCAGACUUUCAAGGGGAUUUGGAUGCACCAUUUUACUGCGUUUUGUUCACCCAUCACCCAACAACCACAACUACGCCACACAACAAAGACAAGUACAGCACCACCUCCCGGUCCUGACCUCUGGAAAAGCAUAGCAAAAGCGCACUCAGCAGCUUGCCUACGGUAUUCCGGCUGGCUGAAGCACAACGCGCAUGCGGCAGCGCGCACCAGGGACAGCCAAGGCAAGUUUGGUAUGUGGUGGACAGCUGGUUUGCUGAACGUCAAGACAUCUGAGCUCCGUUUUGGGCGAAAUUCGUUGGCUCCUAUGGAGCGAGUCAUUGAUUAUCGGAAUCAAGGGGUCCCGCAGACUUCCGAGUGGGUUCCGGCAGGAAAAUUGCUGCCUGGAGGCGGAGGCGGAGGGCCAGGAGGCCCAACGGUGAUUUAUAAAGAUCGGGACAGCAAUGUGCAGCGUCCGUUGACUGGAAGCUGCCAGUUGAGCGAAGGGUCGGAAAAGACGGGUCUUAACGUGGCUGAGGAGUGUAGCCGGAAAGUGGAGGAUGAUGGUGAUCCGAAUACUCGCGGUAGGGGCAGGACGGUGGAAACACAAAGCGGGGGGUUGGCGGUAUUGAGAGCGUUGUGGGAGCUUUCUGUACAGGAUGAGUAGAGUGGUGGUCUUCUAGAGAGAAGUAUUGCACAUAGGACCUAACUUGAAUAAAUUUAUUCUAUCAAG
Messenger RNA from Neurospora hispaniola, 2565 nucleotides. Its product is annotated as Six-hairpin glycosidase. The coding region runs from base 112 to 2499 and encodes 795 amino acids. The record is from RefSeq and is a predicted model, not a curated record. The transcript is spliced from 5 exons. Gene Ontology annotation, biological process: carbohydrate metabolic process. NCBI's taxonomy places the organism in Eukaryota, Fungi, Ascomycota, Sordariomycetes, Sordariales, Sordariaceae.